CUUCGUCUGGAUACACCGCAGGCAGCACAGCUUCUCAUACCCAGGCUUCUUCCACUUCGCAAUCAAAUUCCCAUCCCCGUACCCUUGCUUCAGCAGGUACUCAUACAGCUCCUUCGAAAUCGUCUCUCGCUUGUAGUACAAGUCAUAGAUAUACCGGGACCGCUGAUGGUGUAUUUGGAAGAUCGGAGCCAGUGUCCCAGUCUUCGACUUGUUCUCAUGCGGCGCAUUCUCCACUGCAACAAUGCGUUAGCUCCAUUUGCUCAUGCGCUGCCACCUACCGUCCUUCAUCUUUUGUGCAAAGUCCUCCAGCAUGGGCUCCACAUCCUCAAACCCUGCUGGCGGGCGCUUCGCUCUGUUCGUUCUUAUUCUCGGCAUCUCACCUCACUCAGGCUCACUGUGAGUCUGUGUCUCUGUGGUGUGUUUGUCGUCGUGUUUUCAAUUGUAGAACUACAAGUACACCUGACAAGAACUGACACCGAUGCUUCAUGUCAAAGCGCAUAGCAGCCACGAGCAAACGCAGCAGCUAUCUCCAUGAAGCAGACGCCUGUGUUGUGCUAGAAAUCACAGACGACACCCUCCUCGCCGGCUUCUCUGGCGAACAUGCACCCCGCUGCCGUAUACCACUGCCAUCUCUAAGCACUGCAGACUUAGGUCUCUGCGAGGAUAUGCUUGAACGUGCACUCAGACAAGCACUCAACCGCUUCCUCUACAUCGAGCUCAAAAAUAAACGCGUUAUGCUCGUGGAACAGCAUUUCCUCUGCAUCAAGCUCAAGCAAGUGAUUGCCCGCGUCCUCUUCACCUACCAGCAAGCACGCGAGCUUCAAUUCAUGAGUGGAAGCGUCUGCAGCUGCUUGGCACUCGGACUGCAACAAGCACUUGUUGUAUCGCUGGAUGCACGAGAAGUCACCGUCGUCCCGGUCUUUGACAGUCGUCCUCUCAACAAGUACGUGCGUACCACCAUCCUGGCAGGGGAUGCGCUGGCCCAACGCGCGCGCUACCUCUUACAAACCUACAGCGACUGCAGUGACCCAACAGCUGCAGACAUCGCCGACUUUCUUGCCCGUGCGGCAGUGUGUCUGGCUGCGUCGCCCAUCACUGCAGACCUCCCAGACAUCAUCGCACACAACGACCUCGAACGUCUCUACAAACAGCAUGCGCCACCCACCUCACUCGCCUGGACACAACCUUCCUCCCAACAUCGCUGCACGAUCCCUCAAUGGAUCCGCUUUGCGUGCGUUGAGGUCCUCUUUGAGGGACGUAGCAGGUAUGCCGAUUUUGACGAGACCGCCCUCCCCCAACUCAUCCAGCAAGCCUAUCGCGCAUGUCCCAUUGAUGUGCGUGCACAACUCACCACCCUCGUUCUGACAGGUUCAGCAAGUCAAAUACGAGGUCUCCCACAACGCCUUGCAAAAGAAACACAAUACAAUGUGGCUGAUUCAGUGUAUGGCAAUGAAGUCGCGUGGGCGGGUGCGAGUCUUGCGGCAAGCAUACAGGUGGAAGGUCCAGCACUCCUCAUGACGGCCUUUAAUGCAGAUCGUCGAGUGCCAGACUGGAGUCGAUGAGCUGAUUUUGUGACUGUGAACCGAUCAACGACGUCACCUGCAGGCUGCACCAAGCCAUCCCACGAGGGUCAAAAGCUCAAAGAGA
This is a messenger RNA of Protomyces lactucae-debilis, 1647 nucleotides long. RefSeq names its product actin-domain-containing protein. Bases 486 to 1562 code for a protein of 358 amino acids. The record is from RefSeq and is a predicted model, not a curated record. Lineage: Eukaryota; Fungi; Ascomycota; Taphrinomycetes; Taphrinales; Protomycetaceae. The transcript has a single exon. Gene Ontology annotation, biological process: microtubule-based movement.